Chenopodium quinoa (quinoa) is the source of this 699-nucleotide messenger RNA. Its product is annotated as 40S ribosomal protein S23-2. NCBI's taxonomy places the organism in Eukaryota, Viridiplantae, Streptophyta, Magnoliopsida, Caryophyllales, Amaranthaceae. The record is from RefSeq and is a predicted model, not a curated record. Gene Ontology annotation, cellular component: cytosolic small ribosomal subunit; ribosome. Gene Ontology annotation, molecular function: structural constituent of ribosome. Bases 340 to 591 code for a protein of 83 amino acids. The transcript has 2 exons. Gene Ontology annotation, biological process: translation.
UAUGUUUUUUUUUUUUGGUUUUUUUUAGUUUAAAGUUUAGGGUUUUAGGGUUUAAUGUUUAGAAUUGAUAACAAGUAUGGUUUAUCUUCGAAUUUAUGUUUAUUUUUUUGGUUUUUUUUAGUUUAAAGUUUAGGGUUUUAGGGUUUAAUAAAAUCAAAAAAGCAGAGAAAGUAGUGAUUAGAUUGUAAACAUCUAGUAGUCUAGUGUUUAUCUAGUACUUUGCAUUGACCUUUGGCAUGGCUUCAAAUUGAAUAGUUGAUUUUAUGCAUUCAGAUGCAUAAAUUCUAUGUUAUUAGUCAUUAUAUAAGCGUUGUUGCAUAAACUUAUCAUUGCAGAAAAAUGCCCAACUCUGCUAUCAGAAAGUGUGCUCGUGUGCAGUUGAUUAAGAAUGGAAAAAAGAUUGCUGCUUUCGUGCCCAAUGAUGGUUGUUUGAACUUCAUUGAGGAAAAUGAUGAGGUGUUGAUUGCUGGAUUUGGUCGUAAAGGACAUGCUGUGGGAGAUAUUCCUGGAGUCCGAUUUAAGGUUGUCAAGGUUGCUGGUGUCUCUCUUCUAGCUCUGUUCAAGGAAAAGAAGGAAAAACCCAGGUCCUAGGUUAAGGUUGUUGGUUUUGUCUUAAAUUUUGCCUACUCAAAUGAAACUUGUACCGUCUUGAAAUGAAUACUGAGCAUCCUUAAAAAGAGACACCCUCCCUACUUUGUU